Molecule: messenger RNA, 2010 nt
Organism: Hermetia illucens (black soldier fly)
Lineage: Eukaryota; Metazoa; Arthropoda; Insecta; Diptera; Stratiomyidae
Gene: shd
Product: ecdysone 20-monooxygenase
Exons: 8
Coding region: 466-2004 (512 amino acids)
Molecular function (GO): heme binding; iron ion binding; monooxygenase activity
Source: RefSeq, a predicted model, not a curated record
ACUGCUCAGCGAAGAAGCAGGCGUACGGCCACUCGCCGCUGUGAUUCAACCGAAUGUGAAAUGUGUAAAUCUAAGCAAAGAGAAUUGCGCUCUCCAAGUGAAUUUAAAGCAUUUCCAUUUCUUUUUGAACGCGGAACAGUGCCAGCUUCUGAUUACUGCUGAUUGCUCCUCACACUUUGCGGUCUGCACGAUUACCAGCGAGAGUAGUGCAUCGGCGAAUAGUACGUGCGACUUAUUAAAGUAGUUAGUUCAAGAACCGAUAUUCUGACCGGGUCUCCGCUGAUCGCAACCUGCACCUUGAUCGGUCUCCAAUCCGCUCCAAUUGUCGGUUACUUCUGCUAACAUCACCGGAAUUUCGGUGGUUAGCCCCGCAGUAGGGGAGUUCGUGAAAGUGAUUCGUUGCACUUUUGGUCGGAAAGUGAAGUUCCUUCCUGGUUCGGACGAUUCCGCGAUCAAAGCAGAUAAAUGAAUGUUAUUGUUGUCCUCCUCGCAGGAAUACUUAUAAUAGUAUUCGUCAAGUACUAUCUAGUCAAUAAGCAGCGCAACCGUCCAAAGCGACUAUCAAAAUCCCACUUACCUCCACAACUAAAAACAGUUUGGGACAUACCAGGACCAAGGAUUCUACCCUUUCUGGGAACAAAGUGGAUAUUUUCCAUUUAUUAUAAAAUAAAUAAGUUACAUGAAGCCUAUGCAGAUUUGAAUAAAAAAUAUGGAGACAUCGUCCUAGAAGUAGCGCCAGCAGGAAUACCUAUUGUGCACUUGUUCGGCAAGGAUGAUAUUGAAAAAGUUUUGAAAUAUCCUAGUAAAUAUCCAUUCCGCCCGCCUACUGAAAUCAUUGCAAUAUACCGGAAAUCUCGACCUGAUCGAUAUGCCAGCAUUGGAAUAGUGAACGAGCAAGGCGAAAAGUGGCAUCACCUACGAUCGAACCUCACACCUCAUAUGACAUCUCCCAAAGUACUUCAGCAAUUUCUACCCGCCUUAAAUCUUAUUUUUAACGAUUUUAUAGAUUUACUAAAGCAGAAACGAGACCCCCAAACAAACAUCGUUGAAAACUUCCAGGACAUUACUAACCUCCUUGGCCUGGAAGCAACAUGUGCUCUUAUGCUAGGUCGUCGCAUGGGAUUCCUGUCAACGGACGGGAGCCAGCCAGAGAAUAUAAAACUCCUCGCCGGGGCCGUGAAGCAAUUAUUCAUAUCACAAAGAGAUUCAUAUUACGGCUUCGGACUAUGGAAGUAUCUUCCAACGAAAACAUAUCGAGAUUUCACUGCGAGCGAAGAAAUCAUCUACAAUGUUGUUUCAGAUAUUAUUGAUAAUACGGCGAGCGAUGACGACGCGUCGUGUGACGAUGAUCUCAAAUGUGUGUUCCUAGAAAUACUGAAGAAUGAUCAGUUAGAUAUUCGGGAAAAGAAGUCCGCUAUUAUCGACUUCAUUGCAGCCGGCAUUGAGACGCUGGCGAACACCCUCAUUUUCAAUUUACACUAUAUCAUCAAAGAUCCUUUUUGUCUCAGUCGGAUACGUGAAGAAUUCCAAAAUUCUAGUGAAUUAAUUUAUCAAGAUGACUUAUCCAAAGCUACAUAUACCAAAGCCUGCAUCCAGGAAGUUUACCGACUUCAGCCCACAGCGUUUUGCUUGGCUCGACUCCUGGAAGAGGAGACGACAUUAUCAGAUUACAACUUGAAGGCUGGAACAAUAGUUAUAUGCCAUAGUAUGCUUGCCUGUCGGAAGGAGGAGAACUUUAAGGAUGCCAAGAAAUUCAAGCCUGAAAGAUGGAUACAAAAUAAUAACUUGCACGUUAACACUGAGUCUGGGUCAGGAAUAGUCAUACCGUUUGGAUCAGGAAAACGAACUUGUCCAGGCAAGAGAUUUGUGAAUCUGGAACUUAUUUUGCUUGUCGCCAAGCUGUGCAAAACUUUCGACAUUACAUUCAUGAAUGAAAUGGAAAUAGACUGCGAAUUCUUACUAGUUGCUAAACCACCUGUCAAUUUAAUUUUAAAAGAUAUUUAAUAAAUC